Micromonas pusilla CCMP1545 is the source of this 2547-nucleotide messenger RNA. RefSeq lists its product as uncharacterized. Gene Ontology annotation, biological process: terpenoid biosynthetic process. NCBI's taxonomy places the organism in Eukaryota, Viridiplantae, Chlorophyta, Mamiellophyceae, Mamiellales, Mamiellaceae. The coding region runs from base 226 to 2445 and encodes 739 amino acids. The record is from RefSeq and is a predicted model, not a curated record. The transcript is spliced from 23 exons. Gene Ontology annotation, molecular function: 1-deoxy-D-xylulose-5-phosphate synthase activity.
AAGUACAAAGGUACUUUCGAAGGUGCUUCCGUACUUCCGUACUUCUCCGAAGUUACUUCCGGAAGUAUCACCGCACGGGGACACUAGAAUACGAGUACAAAGGUGCACGCAGUGCGCGAGGUUCUCCGCAGAAGUAACCCAACCAGAAGGGGCGCCGAGGAGAGGGCGCUCUUCUACAGAAACAGUCGAUCUUGGCGCCUCAAAGUCACUGUUAAAACCUUUUAGAUGUCUGCGCUUUGCGGCGUUCAGAGCCUCACUGCGAGCGUGAGGCGGGACAUAUUCUUGAAGCGAGAACGCGGGGGAUGCCGCUCGUUUGAAAAAUUUGGCGGAGAACCAAUUUCCAGGCGGAGAAGGGGAUCAUUUCUUACUAUAGCAGGAGUCUCAUCGGAAUUAGAAGAUGGCCAAAUUGAAGGGAUUGAGGGAUACGGGGCGAUAUCGACAAAGCCUGCGACCCCCUUGCUCGAUACUGUGAACUAUCCUGUCCACUUAAAGAAUCUGAGCAUGGAGCAGCUUAAACAAGUUGCCAAGGAACUAAGAGCAGACCUAAUUUACAACGUUUCUCAAACUGGAGGUCAUCUCGGAUCCAGUCUCGGAGUUGUAGAGCUCACCGUUGCUCUUAAUUACGUGUUUGAUCAGCCUGAGGAUAGGAUAAUAUGGGACGUUGGCCACCAGGCCUAUCCACAUAAGAUGCUUACUGGGAGGCGAAAACAAAUGAACACCAUGAGGCGAACAAGGGGCCUUUCUCCUUUCACCAAAAGAAGCGAAAGUCCAUUUGACUGCUUCGGAGCCGGACAUAGCAGUACAUCAAUAUCGGCCGGGCUUGGGAUGGCAGUAGCCCGGGAUAUGCAAGGAAGAUCUAAUCAUGUUAUUGCUGUGAUUGGUGACGGUGCCAUCACUGGUGGAAUGGCCUAUGAAGCUAUGAACAAUGCAGGAUACUUGGAUACCAAUAUGAUUAUCAUCUUGAACGAUAAUCAACAGGUUUCUCUUCCUACCCAAUACAACAGCUUGAAUCAAGACCCCGUUGGCGCCCUCUCUUCUACUUUUGCGCGUCUGCAGUCAUCGAAACCGCUCCGGGAACUACGGGAGUCAGCCAAGGCAAUAACGAAACAGAUGCCAGUUCCAGUUCAAGAAGUCACAGCAAAGGUUGAUGAGUAUGCGCGCGGUAUGAUAAGUGGCUCUGGAUCGACACUCUUUGAGGAGUUAGGGCUAUACUAUAUUGGAACUGUGGACGGCCACAAUCUUCAAGACCUGGUUGCUAUUCUGGAGGAAGUUAAGUCAACUAGAAGUGUUGGACCAGUGCUAAUUCAUACCGUGACUGAAAAGGGUCGGGGAUACUCUUAUGCAGAGGCUGCACAGGACAAGUAUCACGGAGUUUCCACGUUCGACGUAGCCUCUGGAAAGCAGAAGAAGUCAUCUGGGGGCAUUCCGUCGUAUACUCAAGUAUUUGCCGACGCCCUGAUCGGAGAAGCAAGUCGCGAUGAAAGUGUGGUCGCUGUCCAUGCUGCCAUGGGUGGUGGCACUGGUUUAAACCACUUUGAGAGGUUUUUUGCGGAUCGUACAUUUGAUGUUGGCAUCGCGGAACAGCAUGCCGUCACUUUCGCAGCUGGUCUCGCAGUAGAGGGAUUGAAACCUGUAUGCACGAUCUACUCGACAUUUUUGCAGCGAGGAUUUGAUCAGGUAGUACACGAUGUGGCUUUACAGAAGUUACCAGUCCGCUUUGCUAUGGACCGCGCUGGAUUAGUAGGCGAAGAUGGUCCAACUCAUGCAGGUGCUUAUGAUGUUGCUUUUAUGGCUUGUCUGCCCGACAUGGUUGUUAUGGCACCUAUGAAUGAAGCCGAGCUUUGCCACAUGGUGGCUACUUCCAUUGCCAUCGAUGAUCGGCCUUCGUGUUUUCGUUAUCCUCGCGGUGCUGGCGUUGGUAUCGAUCUAGAAGAGGAGGGUGUCACGAUGGGAAAUCCAGGGUACCGAGGUAAAGUCAUCGAGGUAGGGAAGGGUCAGAUACUACAGGAAGGAACUGACUUAUGUUUGCUUGGAUAUGGAACAUGCACGAAUAGAUGUCUUGAGGCAGCAAAGAUGCUCGAAGAGCUUGAUAUAAGUGUGACAGUGGCUGAUGCCCGAUUUUGCAAACCACUUGAUACUUCUCUCAUUCGGCAACUUGCGAAGAAUCACGCGGCUAUGAUCACUGUAGAAGAAGGCUCGAUUGGCGGAUUUGCCUCUCACGUACUCCAGUUUCUUGCUCUUGAUGGUCUUCUUGAUGGUAACCUCAAGGUUCGUCCUCUUACUCUUCCUGAUCGGCCAAUUGAACAUGGAGCCUUUGAAAUGCAACUCCUGGAAGCUGGGCUGUCGUCCUCACAAAUCGCAUCAUCAGCGCUUUCACUGCUAGGUCACGAGCUUGAAUCCGGAACAAUACCUCGCUUCAACGAGACUUCUAAGAACACUGUCUAAGAAGAGCAGCUUAACGAAUUCCCUGAAAGCAGAACUAGUGAAGCUGGAGGAAGCCAAGAUGGUCGAAUUUCAAAUUCAAAAUAAAAAAUAAAUUUACCAGUC